AUGUGUCGGGACUGCGAGCGCGUCGCUAGGGUGUUUCGCGCUGCCGUGCUGGCAGGCUCCUCAUAACAGUGUCUACUUUCUAACAUGGCAGAUCAAUUUGUGUUGUAUUAUCAUGUGACGGGUAAAAGCUCUCGUUCAUAAGACGAUCUCUGUGUAAACUAUCGUAGAUUUUCCUUCCGAGGAAAACGUGUUGCCAGCUUAGAUUACGGUCGCGAUGGCGGACAUGAAAAGUCCACCGUUCAGUGACAUUAAACGGCCCGAGGAGGUGGUGGCGAUGGCGAUGAACGACGGCCUGAAAUUCGCCGUGCUGAUCGGGCUGAUCGAAGUGGGACAGGUGUCGAAUCGGGAAGUUGUCAACACCGUGCUUCAUCUGUCUCACUUUGUACUUUCAUAGAGGAUCCAGCGCGUUCUGCGAUCAGUGGACCGAUUUGGCUUAUUCGUUUUGUUGUUGAAAUUCGAGAAAUUGAUAGUUGCAAAAAUUCUGAACGUCGUAUGAUAAAUGGUUUCGUGUUAUUCCAUCGUUGGUCGGUAAUAAAUGAACGGUUAGAUAACAUGAUUAACGCGUGUCGCGUAAUGAAUGCAUCGAUUGCAGUGAAUACUGGCAUUUGCACGAGGAAGAUUGUAAUCCGAUUACGAUUGAUGAAGCAAUUUUUGAUCUUCUUUCCACUUUUUUUUUCCUUUGCACACGUGUACACUUGUAUAGAGAUGAUUGGUUCGAUCGUUCACCAAGUGGAUGCCGAACACGUAGAUGAUUUGAAUCACGUGCGAAUAUCGAGUAGCAUUGUUCGUCAAGUAUUUAUUGGAUUGUUGUAAACGUCGUGUGCAUCUCGAUACACGACGCUCAUGUUGAUGGAAUAAAUAAAACGAAAGUUCAACGUACACAUAGCAUUGUGACUCUCAUGCCUCUAAUUUCCGUAAUUAACAUUGUAGUUACUUUUGAAGAAUAUUUGAAAAAAUUACAGGCUCGUUAGAGCUUCAAUAUUUUGUAUAAUUUAAAAAAAAUAAUAAAUGAGAGAUCGUAAAAUUUUAUAAAUUCAAAGAUUCGAUAGGCUGGAUCUCUGAUUUUGUAAUACUUUAUUACAAUAUUUCUGGCCUAGAAACUGAUUCGAUAGUAAACUACGAAUUCUCGUGUCCCCCUAGAUUCACAGUUGAUUACAUCGAUUUUUGUUGAAAGAUUUCCAAGUUUCUCUCUGCUGCAGAUAGCGUUACAACAUUGGCAAAAUAUCAAAAACCUCUU
Messenger RNA from Osmia lignaria (orchard mason bee), 1237 nucleotides. Lineage: Eukaryota; Metazoa; Arthropoda; Insecta; Hymenoptera; Megachilidae. The record is from RefSeq and is a predicted model, not a curated record.